GAGACUCCUUACAUGAUGUAUAAUAAUGACACUCACACGUGGGAGGGAUUCUGCUACGACAUGCUGAACCACAUAGCCAUGGAGCUAGGCUUCAACUACAAGGUGAACAAGGUUAAGGAUGGCAUGUACGGAGCUCCUAAGAAGGAGGAUCCGCAAGACUGGACCGGCAUGGUCGGAGAACUUAUCCGCGGGGAGGCGGACCUGGCGGUGUCGCCGCUGACGAUCAACUACAAGCGGGAGGAGGUGAUCGAUUUCACGAAGCCCUACAUGACGCUCGGUAUCAGCAUCUUGUUCCGCGUGCCGAAGGGAGAGCAGCCGGGAUUGUUCUCCUUCAUGAACCCUCUAUCCGUCGACAUCUGGCUGUACGUGCUGACGGCCUACGUAGUUGUCAGCUUCUCUCUCUUCAUCCUAGCCAGGUUUUCUCCCUAUGAGUGGUACAACAGCCAUCCGUGUGACGUAGACUCUGACGUAGUUGAGAAUCAGUUUACCCUCUCCAACAGCUUCUGGUUCACAAUAGGAACCCUGAUGCAACAAGGCUCAGACAUCAACCCGCGUGCAGUAUCCACUCGCAUCGUUGGAGGCGUCUGGUGGUUCUUUACCCUCAUCAUCAUCUCCAGCUACACGGCUAACCUCGCGGCGUUCCUGACGGUGGAGCGGAUGGUUUCACCGAUAGAGGGCGCUGAGGACCUGGCGGAGCAGACGGAGAUAUCGUACGGCACGCUGAGCGGUGGAUCCACCAUGCUGUUCUUCAGGGAUAGCAAGAUAGACACGUAUAAGCAGAUGUGGAACUACAUGAUAAACAAGAAACCCAGCGUGUUUGUUAACGACGCUGACGUAAGUGUGACGUGUAGACGUCAUGUGCCAGACAUAG
This is a messenger RNA of Priapulus caudatus, 871 nucleotides long. Its product is annotated as glutamate receptor ionotropic, kainate 1-like. Gene Ontology annotation, molecular function: transmitter-gated monoatomic ion channel activity involved in regulation of postsynaptic membrane potential; glutamate-gated receptor activity. The annotation marks the transcript as partial. Gene Ontology annotation, cellular component: postsynaptic membrane; plasma membrane. The record is from RefSeq and is a predicted model, not a curated record. Lineage: Eukaryota; Metazoa; Priapulida; Priapulimorpha; Priapulimorphida; Priapulidae. The transcript has 7 exons. Gene Ontology annotation, biological process: synaptic transmission, glutamatergic; monoatomic ion transport; modulation of chemical synaptic transmission.